Messenger RNA from Notechis scutatus (mainland tiger snake), 1309 nucleotides. RefSeq names its product photoreceptor outer segment membrane glycoprotein 2-like. Gene Ontology annotation, biological process: visual perception. The record is from RefSeq and is a predicted model, not a curated record. NCBI's taxonomy places the organism in Eukaryota, Metazoa, Chordata, Lepidosauria, Squamata, Elapidae. Gene Ontology annotation, cellular component: plasma membrane.
UUUUCCUGAACAAAGCUUCUUCUCUUAAUUCUGUAGUGACCAUGGCCGUUCUUAAAGUAAAAUUCACCAAAACCAAGCGAGACAAGCUGGCUCAAAUCCUAUGGAUUCUCAACUGGUUUUCUGUGAUAUCUGGUGCAGUUGUGUUCAGCCUUGGACUCUUCUUAAAGAUCGAAAUAAGAAAACGCAAGGAAGUGAUAGCAAAAUGGGAUAUUAACUCUGUUCCAAAUAUUUUAAUUUCUAUUGGAGCCAUAGUUUGCAUGAUCAACUUUUUUGGAGGUAAAAUAUGUUAUGACUGCACGGAUGCCAAUAAAUUUAACCGCUGGAAGCUGAUCAUGUUCCCUUACAUUGUAUGCACUCUCUGUUUUACCUUCUGCAUUUUUGUGGGUGCUAUUAUGUGCUAUACUAUGAGAAAUGAAUUAGAAGAAUCUCUAUAUCUGGGAUUGGGAAAUGCUAUUAAAUUCUAUAAAGAUACAGACAUUCCUGGAAGAUGCUUUUUGAAGAGAACUAUAGACACUUUGCAGAUCAGAUUCCAGUGCUGUGGAAACAAUGAUUUUAGAGAUUGGUUUGAAAUUCAGUGGGUAUCACCUCGUUAUCUGGAUAUGACUUCAGAGGAUGUUCUAGACCGCCUAAAAAGUAAUAUUGAUGGGAAAUUCUUGGUGGAUGGAGUCCCCUUCAGUUGUUGCAAUCCUAACUCGCCCCGGCCCUGUAUCCAGUACCAGCUCACAAACAACACUGCUCACUACAGUUAUGAUUUUAUGACAGAAGAACUUAAUAUCUGGAUGAAAGGAUGCAGGGAAGCCCUUCUGGAUUAUUACACUGACAUCAUGAGAUCCAUCGGCAUCACCACAUUUGUCAUUUGGAUGUUUGAGCUACUGGUCCUCCUUGGAGUUCGUUAUCUUCAAACAUCAAUGAGGAACCUUCUUCUACAGGCGGAUCCACUCUGUGAUUCUGAUGGCUGGUUAUUUGAAAACAGUUUUGUGGAAACUGCCAUGUGGAAUAUCAACCAAAUUAAACAUCGUGGCAAAGGGAACCAAAUAUCCAGCGUUUUGGAUAAUUCUAAUAUGAAUGUUUGCACUGCAAACCACAAUUCAGAAAACGCUCCUCCCAAAUAUAUCCCUGCAGCUUAAUUGAAUGUAAUACUAAAGACUUGGCAACUGCAAGGCUGCCAACCUAGCAAAGCAGAAAGAGGCAGUCAGUUUGUAUGUUGUGCUAUGCCCUCGCUGUGUCAUACAUCAGUUUGCUUGCUUGCUUUUGUUCCUCCCCACCUUAGAAAUUCAUUUUGACUCUCAAUCCUUAAAGAGAUGGUGUU